Postia placenta MAD-698-R-SB12 is the source of this 2804-nucleotide messenger RNA. RefSeq lists its product as hypothetical. The record is from RefSeq and is a predicted model, not a curated record. Gene Ontology annotation, biological process: transmembrane transport. Bases 142 to 2478 code for a protein of 778 amino acids. Gene Ontology annotation, molecular function: ABC-type transporter activity; ATP binding; ATP hydrolysis activity. The transcript is spliced from 16 exons. Gene Ontology annotation, cellular component: membrane. NCBI's taxonomy places the organism in Eukaryota, Fungi, Basidiomycota, Agaricomycetes, Polyporales, Adustoporiaceae.
CGUUUGAGGCGUAUUUCUCCCUAUUUGUGGCCAUCGAAAAGCUAUGCCCUGCAGUUUCUUGGGCUCUUGUGUCUAGCGGUCGUGCUCGUGGGGCGGAUUGUCAAUAUCCUUGUACCGUGGGUGUUUGCAGAACUGGUGCACAUGUUCGAGGAGGGCGCAUACAGCUCUCUCUGGAUAUACCUUUUUGCGUAUGUCGGCUUGCGCUUCCUGCAAGCAAGCGGUGGCCUUCCCGCUUUGCGUGAGGCUCUCUGGGCUCCGGUCAUGCAGUAUUCCGACCGCGAGAUGUCGCAGCUUUCAUUCGAUCAUCUCCUUAAUUUGUCUUUUGCUUUCCACUUGCGGCGCAAGACCGGCGAGAUUCUGCGCAUUCUCGACCGCGGAGCAGCUAUUAACAGGGCAUUCGAGUUGAUUCUCUUUAAUGUGAUCCCUACGUUUGUGGACAUCGGUCUUGCCCUCGUUCUCUUCGCCAUCUACUUUGAAUGGACCUUGACUCUCGUCGUAUUCUUCGUCAUCACCGCAUAUGUUUCUGCUAGUAUCAUCCUUACCCGAUGGCGCACACGACUUCGGCGAAAGAUGGUUGAGCGCGACGUGGUCACUCGGGGAAUCCACACGGACUGUCUUCUGAACUACGAGACUGUCAAAUACUUCAAUGGUGAACAACACGAGGCUGAGCGUUACGGUGAGGCUAUCCGGGAGUACCAGACCUUUGAGUACAAAGUUAUCCUCUCCCUGAAUGUUCUCAACCUGGUGCAAAACUUCAUCAUUAGUUCUGGUCUCCUUGUCGGAUCGAUGAUCAUGGCUCUUCGGGUCACACGAGGACAAUCGGAGCCCUACCAGUUUGUGUUCUUUGUGACUUACCUCGCUCAGCUUUAUGUACCUCUCAACAUGUUGGGAACGAUUUACCGCUCAAUCAACCAAACUUUGGUCGAUACCGAGAGGCUGUUGAAGCUUCUCAGCGAGCCCACGGAUGUCAACGAUAAACCGAAUGCGCCGGACCUUGUCGUGCAGAAUGGUGAAAUCGAGUUCGAGAACGUCAGCUUUUCGUACGAUGGGCGCAGCACCGCGCUCAAGGGUGUAUCAUUCAAAGUGCCGAAGCAUUCGUCAGUUGCCAUUGUCGGCGAGUCAGGUGCCGGGAAGUCCACGAUCUUGAGGCUGCUAUACCGGUUUUACGAUCUAAAGGAAGGCGAUGGCCGGAUCUUGAUUGACGGUCAGGACAUCCGGGAUGUCACACAAGCCAGCUUGAGAAAGACCAUUGGCGUUGUUCCGCAGGAUUCCGUUCUCUUCAAUGCUAGCAUUGAAUACAACAUUGGCUAUGGUAAAUUUGGAGCGACGCCAGAGGAGAUCGAGGCUGCUGCCAAGGCGGCUCAAAUGCACGACCGUAUCUUAAGCUUCCCCGACGGAUAUGAGACGAAGGUGGGUGAACGGGGCGUUAGGCUUAGUGGGGGGGAGAAGCAACGUGUGGCUAUUGCGCGAACGCUUCUUAAGAACCCGCCGGUUCUCCUGUUGGACGAGGCGACCAGUGCUCUAGAUACUGCCACCGAGAAGGACAUUCAGAAGGCUUUGCAGCACCUUGUUGAGGGCCGAUCCUCUCUCUCCAUUGCGCAUCGACUUUCGACGAUCGCUUCCGCUGACCUGAUCCUCGUGCUCAAGGAUGGUCAGAUCGUGGAACAAGGAAGCCAUAGCGAGUUACUCGCUCAGGGCGGUGUCUUCGCAACGAUGUGGGCUGUUCAAGUACAAGGUAUCGAGGACGCUACCUCCUCUCACACCAACCAGAAAGAAGCGUUAUCUGGCUACUCUACGGCGGAACCUGAGGAAUCUGGCACUGGUGCUGAAUCCGUUCUUGUAGAAGCCCCGGCAUCAGGCGCCGUAGAUUCCCCGGUGGCGUUCUCGACUGCGGAAGUGACUGAGGAACCAAGUGAGAUCGUUGAAGGCGCCGCUGCCGUUGCGUUCCCAGGUUCCGAGGACCCGGAAACUCAAGGUGAAGAGGUCCCUGCGGCUCCCUCAGGAGAGAGCGCGGCUGCCCUUGCGUUCCCAGUCUCUGAGAGCCCAGCCCCGGUAGCAUUCCCCAUGGUGGCGGAUGACGCACAGUCGCAGCGAGCGAUGUCUAUUCCUGAACGAGCCCAGACGCCCCAGGCCACUGGCGUUACCUUCCAAGAUGUGCAGACACCAUCGCGGUCCGGCACGUCCGGCAGUCCUGACCCCGAGGCCAAACGGAGGCGUACAUUGUCGACGCAAGGUAUUCAGCGGUUGGCGCGCCGGAUGUCCGUCUCGCGGCGUCAAGAUUCGGCCUCAUCGAUUCCGAAGAUGGCGGGCUCCUUCAUCGCGGGCCUGAAGCGGGAGAGCACUUCCGGAUCCAAGGACGAUAGCAGCACUAAGGACAACCGGGAGAGCCCGAACGCGAGCGUGUCCAGCGAUAUCGGUAUUAAGACGAAGAAGCUGAGCAAGAAGGAGAAGAAAGAUAAGAGGAAGAGUGGUGUCUGAGAGUCCAGACAUUCGUCUGUGCAGGGCGCAAUGUCCGCCGUUGGCGCUGUUGAUCGCAAGGUGAACCUUGAUUUCUGAUUGUGUCUAUGCAUCCCACGACUUUCACGACCUGGCACGAGCGGCGAUACUGUAGUAAUUGAACACUCUGUCCCCCACCCGCAUCUCCCUGGUGUCUUCAUGCAUCUACCAUCUCAAUUUUUUACUGUCGUCUGCUUUCCACAACAUUUCCAUCGGCCCGUCGUUGAGCACAUUAGUGUAAUUCACGCAUGUUUCCUCCUUUUGUCCAUUAAUGUUGCAAUCACAUUGGAUGAAAUCUUCGCACCCCA